This is a messenger RNA of Ruditapes philippinarum (Manila clam), 8135 nucleotides long. RefSeq lists its product as uncharacterized. Bases 143 to 6955 code for a protein of 2270 amino acids. The transcript is spliced from 59 exons. Gene Ontology annotation, molecular function: hydrolase activity; metal ion binding; nucleic acid binding. The record is from RefSeq and is a predicted model, not a curated record. NCBI's taxonomy places the organism in Eukaryota, Metazoa, Mollusca, Bivalvia, Venerida, Veneridae.
UACAACCUUUACGUACAUUACUCACGUGGUGAUUGUCAACGCCGCUUGUAACCAUGUUAAAUUUAAAUGUUAUUAAUUAAUCGGUACAACUUAUAUACAUAUAUGUAACCAUACAGGAUAUAAUUAAUAUAGGAUAGUUACAAUGACAAAAAGCUUUGACCUUACAAAGAAUUCAGCACACAGCAAUCCGGUAUAUGAUGGAUCUCAGUAUAACUUGAUAACAGACGGCGUCGGAAAACCUCGGAAAAAGCGAUCGAGAUACAUACUGGCAGCCGUGAUGGUCGUGUGUUUACUGGCUCUAGUGGUUGGUAUUGUUGUUUGGCUAUCUACAAAGGACUCAUCAGACUCAUCUAAUUCCCAAAGUGAAAAUGAAAAACAGGAAGGAGAAUCAACGCGGUCAACGCAGGUCCCCGUGACAUCGACAACAAGGAUAACGUUGUCCACCCGUCCAUCUGAAACUACAUCGCAAAAUACAGGUGGAAUAUCUACCCGUCAUACGACAUCUUCAGAAUCAACAACGCAAUCAGUUGAAUGGCUUUCAAGAUCAUGUGUUAACCCAGAUUCCGCACCUAAAUGUCCAUGGAGACAAAACCCACUGGUCCUUGUGUCCUUGGAUGGAUUUCAAGCAGAGUAUUUACUAAGAAAUCUGACACCAACUAUCGAAAAACUACGAGAUUGCGGUGUCCACACCCCAUAUAUGAGAGCUGUGUAUCCGACAUUGACGUUCCCUAAUCAUUACACUAUUGUAACGGGUCUGUAUCCGGAAUCACAUGGUAUUGUUGGAAAUAGUAUGUAUGAUCCACAUCUAAACCAGUCUUUUUCUAUCAGUAGUGAAGAGAAAUUCAACUCGGCAUGGUGGGGCGGUGAACCGCUUUGGGUAACCGCUAAGAAACAAGGCAAAAGGACAGCCUCUUACUUUUGGGUUGGAAGUGAAAUGAAUAUUUCUGGAGUACAACCUGAUAUUUGGAAACCAUAUGACGGGAAAAUACCGUAUGAAGAUAGAGUGGAUACAGUGUUGGACUGGAUUGACUUGCCUGAUGGAGAAAGACCUGAUUUCAUUACGCUUUAUUUUGACGAACCUGAUCAUGUUGGCCAUGGUUCAGGGCCUAACAGCGAACAGGUAAACUCCAUGCUAAGUCGUGUGGACGGUAUCAUUGGUCGACUGAUGAAUGGACUUCUUGCGCGUCAAAAAGACCAUUGUGUCAACCUUAUUGUGCUUGCUGAUCAUGGAAUGGCUGAAACAUCAUGUGAGCGACAAGUUGUUUUAAGCAAAUAUUUGGAUGGUGUCGAUGAUAUGUUGAUAUAUUCCGGCACAACUGGUCAUAUCAAUCCAAGAUUCAGAAAAGUCAGUAGAAAUGUCUAUGAAAAUGAGAAUGUUACACAAACAAAAGAUAUUAUUGAUUCACUGAAGUGUAAAAACUCUCAUCUGAACAUAUUUUCACGUUCAUCGUUACCUGCUCGACAUCACUAUGCCAAUAAUGAUAGAAUUGGCGAAGUCGUCCUUGACAUUGAACAGUCUUGGCUGGUAUACCCAACGAAAAGAAAUGGUUGUCUAAAAGGAAACCAUGGUUACGAUAACAUCUACAAAAGUAUGCAUGCUCUGUUUUUAGCCCAUGGACCUGGUUUUAAACAAAACCUAGCUGUUGAAGCUUUUGAAAAUAUCGAGCUGUAUAAUUUAAUGGCAGAAUUGCUAAGUAUAAAGCCAGCACCGAACAACGGGACAGCAGGAACUUUGGACCAUCUCCUUCAAAAUCCUUUAGAACCUAGUUUACCAGUAUUUCAACCUCCUGGCUUGUGUACCACCUCCUCAAGGUCGAAAUCUGUUUCUUGCCACUGCAACGACACGAAUGAUGUAAAUCACCCUAAUCUACCAGGACAUGGUGUAUUUCCUUUUGGACAACCUGCUGUUGUAAACAGUGACAAUAUAUGCGCCCUCCACGGACAAAAGUAUUCCUCUUUCUACAGUAAAUUACAUAAAGCACCGGUCAUAAGCUCGUUCACAUUGACAUCAGACCAAGUACGCAGUUAUAGCGAUGUUAUUGAUGAUUGUUUAAUUGCUGACACCCGAAUUAGUACAGCAGAUGAUCCUAAAUGUUCCCAAUACGUGAAUUCAAACACAAGUGUUGAUUCUGUGCGUUUUUUUAAUCCAGGUUUUCUAGACAAGGACAAAAAUGCUGAAGCACUUCUAUCAUCAAACAAAGUACCGAUGUAUACUGGCUUCAGAGCAGGGAUAUGGGCAUACACCUGGCGUGUAGUGAAAGAAUACGCUAUCGAAUAUCACACAAUACACGUAACUGUUGGUCCAAUCUACGAUCACGACUUUGACGGUCUUAUGGAUACAAAUUUAACCAAAAACACUAUAUACGUCGACUCUAAUAAACUUGUACCAUUGCCAAGCCAUUUCUAUGUGAUACUUGCGAAAUGCUCGGACAGUUUACAACAGAAUUUAUCCGAAUGUAACUCUCAUUCAGCCGUUGAUGUGUUAUCUUUUGUUCUACCACACCAAAACAAAACAAAUAAUUGUUUGACAAACAAGGAUUUUCUGCUGAACAAUAUUGCUAGAAUUCGAGAUAUUGAACAACUCACUGGACAGAGGUUCUUGACAACAUUUUCAAGGUCAGAUAAUGCUAGGUCAAGGACUUUUCUCCCGCCGAGUAUGUGGCCUUCACCUUUGAUGACUCCGUGGGAAGAUCUGCCUUGUCCGAUUCCUAACGCAUCUUGCCCUGCAGGAUCAAAGCCAUUAUUACUGAUUUCAUUAGACGGAUUUCGAGCAGACUAUCUAGGACGACAUUUGACACCAACCAUAGAGAGACUUGCUAAAUGUGGAGUACAUACGCCCUACAUGAGAUCUGUGUAUCCGACGGUUACAUUCCCCAACCAUUACACUAUAGUCACCGGUCUGUAUCCAGAAAGUCAUGGAAUAGUUUCAAACAACAUGUAUGACGAAGAGAUUGACAAGAUCUUUUCACUAUCUGCUUUUACAGCGAAAGAUUCAAGAUGGUGGAAAGGAGAACCGUUAUGGAUCACCGCAAAGAAACAAGGCCUUAAAACUGCAACAUAUUUUUGGCCAGGCUCUGAUGUGAACAUUUCAGGAAUAUAUCCGGAUAUUUGGAAACACUAUGAUGGGAAAGCCGGAUAUAGCCAGCGUGUGUAUGAUGUUUUAGAUUGGUUGAGUAUGCCCGAGGAUACCAGGCCAGAUUUUGUGACACUUUAUUUUGAUGAACCUGAUCAUGCUGGUCACAACAGUGGGCCUGAGAGUGAAGAGGUUGACGGACAGCUUGAGACAGUGGAUGAACUAAUACAUAUUCUGAUGUCGAAUCUAUAUGAGAAAGGUCUCCAUAACUGUAUCAACAUGAUUGUACUAGCAGAUCAUGGAAUGUCACCACAGAGUUGUGAGAGAACAGUUAGAGUUAAAGAUUACUAUCAAGACAUAGACAACAUGCUUAUGUUUGAUCGAGUUUUCGGACAAAUAUUCCCACAGUUUGAGAAGGACAGUAGAUACGAUGCUCAUAGGCUUAAUGCUUCCUUUCAGACUGAUGAUAUUGUAGACAAUUUGAUGUGUCAACAUCCUGCAAUGAAGGUAUUUACAAAAGAUACCAUGCCAAUUCGGCACCACUAUACAAAUUCCAACAGAAUUGGGACGGUGUCCAUUGAUAUGAAAGAUGAGUGGCUUGUACUUAGAGAUAAAACAACUUAUUGCAACGGUGGAAAUCAUGGUUGGGAUAAUACAAAUAAAAACAUGCAUGCUUUAUUUCUUGCCCAUGGUCCAGCUUUCAGAGACAAUUUUACUGCUGUUCCAUUUGAAAACAUAGAAUUGUACAAUCUAAUGACAGAGGUACUGAACAUAUCAGCUGCACCUAACAAUGGUACACAGGGUAGUUUACAUUAUAUCCUUCGAUCAGGACAGCCGUUACAUUCUAACAGUUUUCCAGCAGUGGAUAGAUAUCUAACCAAUAAAACAGAAAAUUUGACAUUUUGUAAAUGUCCAGACAAUAAGAACCUUGUGAAUUCCGAUGUUUUCCUAGAAUCUAACGAUAGCGUACUUCUCUUCGGAGUUCCCACAUUUAGUAAUAAGGAAAAUGGUUGCCUUCUUCAUCAAAAGGGAUUUUCCACCGUAUAUAGUCAUACUUUCCAGGGGCCAAUAAUGUUAUCAACGAAAUUGAAUAAACAGACUCCGAAUUUCACAUCUGAUUCAGCAUCGUGCAUAUUAAAUGAUUAUCGUGUAAAUUCUGAUGUGGAUUUGUGCUCCAUUGUUGUAAAAGAUUCCGCUCUAGAACUGUUUCCUAUUUUAGAUUUAGAGGUUGGUAGUGACACAUAUUUAUCGUCAUCGAUAGUUUCUUUGUAUACUGGAUUCCAGCAUGGUAUAUGGACAUACCUUUUAAAGCUGCUGUCGGAUUACAAGUCACUUUAUGGUGAAAUCAGCCUAACAGUUGGAACUAUUUAUGAUUACAAUAAUGACGGAUUAUGGGAAGGGUUGAUUAACGAAACAAGAUAUGCGGAUAAAGAUUCUGUUUUACCUGUACCUACACAUAUCUACGCUAUCCUUAUCAAGUGUAAAACAGUCGGAGAAGUCCUACCAUGUGAUGGAAAUAUUGAUAUUUUGCCAUUUGUACUACCAAACUUGAAGGAGGCCCCAAAUUGCUUGAGGCCGGAUAUUUAUUUGAAAGAUAAUGUUGCAAGGAUACGUGACAUAGAGUUGCUGACAGGUUUACAGUUCAUGACGUCAUUUGAUGUUGUAACGGCUGCCAGAUUAAGAACUUUUCUCCCAGAAGAUAUUUGGGACACCUCAUUGCCGCGUUCAUGGUCAGAUGAACAAUGUCCUCAUAAAGACCUGUGCCAAUCCGAUUACAAGCCUACACUGCUGAUAUCAUUGGACGGAUUCCGUGCGGAUUAUUUGUUACGAAAUAUGACCCCAACAAUAUCAAGACUGAGUCAGUGUGGUGUACAUGCCCCUUAUAUGAGAUCAGUAUAUCCAACUAAGACAUUCCCUAAUCACUACAGUAUUGUCACAGGACUGUAUCCAGAAUCACAUGGUAUAAUUGACAACAACAUGUAUGAUAUAAACAUUGGGAAGAGGUUCUAUCUUGGAAGUGAAACAUCCAGUGAUCCAAGAUGGUGGGGAGGAGAACCAAUAUGGUUAACUGCCAAGCGGCAAGGAAUCAAAACGGCGACAUACUUUUGGCCUGGAUCUGACGUGAAAAUUCAAGGAGAAUAUCCUGAUAUCUUUAAGAAAUAUGAUGGAUCAAUACCUUAUUCUUCUCGGGUUCGUGAUGUAAUUUCUUGGAUGUCUCUCCCUGAAGGAGAACGGCCGGAUUUUAUCACUCUGUAUUUUGAUGAACCAGAUUUAGCCGGGCAUAAACAUGGUCCUAGCGACGAGGCGGAGAUAGGUGCAACUUUAGAGAGAGUAGAUGAGACAAUUGAACAGCUAAUGGAUGGUUUAUUUAAUAAAAAGCUACACCAUUGUGUCAAUAUAAUUAUCAUCGCUGACCAUGGAAUGGACGAUGUAAGUUGUAGUAAGAUUGUACGCCUGAGUCAUUACGUUGACAAAGAUUAUUUAAGCGGACAUUUUUAUGUUUGGGAAGGUCCUUUUGGUAGGAUUGCCAAUGACUACCGCUAUAACUCAACCGUUAAAGACGUAUGGCCUACAGACAACCCAGAACCAUAUGAUGCUCUUCUUUCAAACUUGACAUGUGCAAGUCCUCACAUGAAUGUGUUCCAGAAAACUUCACUUCCUGUACGUCAUCAUUAUACAAACAACGCAAGAAUUGACGACACAAUACUAGAUAUUGAAUCGGGAUGGCUUGUCACACGAAACUGGAUAAACAAUUGUCGGGGUGGAAAUCAUGGCUAUGACAACAUCUACAAGAGUAUGGAGGCAUUGUUUCUCGCUUAUGGUCCUGCUUUCAAAUGGAAUAAGACUAUCGAACCAUUUGAAAACAUUGAACUGUACAACAUGUUUACUGAUAUAUUAAAUAUCACUGCUGCGCCUAACAAUGGUACUAAGGGAUCUCUGAACCAUAUAUUGAAGGAAACACGUUAUCUUUCAAACGAAGAACAGCAAAAUGACGAUUAUCAUAGCUCAACAUUACGUUAUAAAGACGCAGGGGAAUUUGUUUCAUUCGUUCAGUCGAAUCCAUGUGGCGGUGACUGUAAACACUUUUCUGAAACAGAGAUGACUAUGAUAUUUAAGACCGUAUCCGAAAUACAAGAAAAUAGUAUUCAUCUACCAUUUGGUCAACCAAAGUUAAAAACACCAGUGUUCCAUUUGAGAAACGUAACAUUACUAUAUCAAGAAGGUUUUGCGUUGGCCUUUGAUGAUUAUCUGAACACUCCUGUAUGGAUUUCCCAGACAUUUAAUGGAACCCACCUUACGGUGCCACCGGAAGUAACAAGAUGUUAUCUCCCAGAUCCAAGAAUAGAAAAAGAAUAUUUUAUAUGUGAUCCUGGGGUAGAUGUCAUGCACACGCCGUUGAAUGACUAUUUCCAGACUGCACGUCAAAGUUCUUCCAUGCUUACGUCAGGUCUGACCUGGAUGAAGUCUUCCUUUUAUACGAAUAUUUGGAAACCAGUCGUGAAAUUUAUCAGUGAGAAGAUAUCGAAAACUAGGAGUGUGAACAUUCUGCUGGGACCACUAUUUGACGACAAUCAUGACAGUUUACCGGAUGAUAACAUCUAUAUUAGUAACAAAAGUCUUCCGAGUCAUUUCUUUAUCGUGUUGACAAAUUGUCAAGAUCAUACUAUGACCGUUGAUCAUUGUGAGAAAUACCAUGUCGAAUCUUAUAUCAUUCCCCACCUCGAAUAUCUCAAAAUGUGUAAGGAUGUUGAUACGUUCUUGAGAGAAAAUGAAGCACGUAUGCGAGAUGUUGAGAUACUUUCUGGACUUGACCUGUUGUCAUCAUUACCUUCUGAUGUUGCUAUACGAUUGAAAACUUCGUUACCUCUUACUUUUACAUAGUAGCGAAAAAAAAAUAGUUACAAUAAAAGUGUUCAAAACAAAAGAUUAUGUGUUUUGGUACAAGUCUGUGUUUCAUAAAAAGACCCUUUGAAAUAGCAAUAUGCAUCAAAAUUAAGAUGUUGUUAUGUCUCUUUUAUCAUGUUCUUAUUUCAUACUUCAUUUGUUCCUUAUUCAUUUUCCAUGAACAAGUUUUGCUACCUCUUACUUCGUUUGACAAUUUCCUGAUCAUUUCUUAUGUUUCAUAAUUUAGUGAGCAUGCAGUAAGGCGUCGAUUUGUCAGGUUACCCGCGAACAAACUAAAUGCAUUGCAUCGUUUUGAUGUUUAAUAUUUGUUUUUGAGGUUACAUUAAUAUAAGUUUCGCUACAGUUGAUUCCUGUUAUAAUUGUGACAUUAAUGUUAAAUAAGAUUGUUGUUUUAAGAGUUAAACAGCCAAAAGCUAUCACGUUAAAUAGUUACCUUACUUAAUAUUUUAGUUGACAGUAUUUUCUACUUUUUCUUAUUUUGUCUUAUGUUUAUACAUUUCUUUCGACAUGACCAUUUACAUCGAUGAUAUAGUUGUUUCUUUAUUUAGAUAGUGAACCAUAUAGUAGUUUAAUAUGUUUUAAACAAAUAAAAAUAGUAAGCUAUCAGUAUUGUAUUAGUCACUUUAUAGGUAAAUAUUGUAUAUGUUGGAUAUGAAAAUAUGUGUCAACGGUCAUUGUGAAUGUGGACAUGAAAAUUAAACAGAUUAAAGAAUCUAAGAUAACCUUGUUGUCCUUAGUGUGAUAAGUAUGUCAUGAAACUAUUUUAAAUGGUUAUCAAUGAAAAUAUUAUUCAUAAGAGACAGAGUAUCAUACAGUUAAAAUGCAUACAAUCUGUAUGAGGACAUACCUGUAAAACAUGGCUAUUAGUCCAAAGUAUGAGAACUUCUCUUUUGUGGGUUCACAUGAAGAUCUGUUCACAAAAUACAAAAGGAAGUGUGCUGACAAAACCCUCAGACAGAAACGCUCAAAAUAUAUAACAACUGGAGUGGUUCUGUUCCUGCUAAUUGCGUUGGUUGUGGGUCUGUCGAUUGGUUUGCACGUGACGAAAUCAGCUGAGAAGGUAGAAUCGUCUGAGGAAGUUGAUAUACACAUAGAAAUAAAUGAUGACAACAACACCGCACACAUAAACGGAAUAAUAUCGCCUAAUCAUAUACUG